AUGGACUUUUCAUACUGCCUUACAAGGAAUGUGUAUUUACCAGUGUCCAUAAAGAUCUCUUCUUUAGAAGGAAGGCGUGAAACAUCUAAUGCAGAUUUCCCAAUAAAACAUUCUGAUUACUAUGUCACAGUCCAGCUGUACGGUGAUAAUAAACCUCUAACAGUUCCUGUUCAAACAAGUUACAAGUCGUUUAAGAACCACUGGAGUUGGAAUGAAUGGUUGACAUUACCCAUAAAAUACUGUGAUUUACCUGCAUCAGCACAAUAUGCCAUUACUGUAUGGGAUACAGUCGGGCCACGUAAAGCAGUUCCAGUGGGUGGAACAACCUUAAGGCUGUUUGGAAAACAUUUGACACUUCGAAAGGGGAAGCAUAAACUACACAUCUGGCCAGGUCGUGAGGCAGACGGACAAUCCAAAACAACUACACCAAGUAAAGUGAAGACAGAUAAUGAUAUGGAUAAAUUGGAAAAGCUUGUUAAACGAUACGAUUGUGGUGAUAUCAGACCUGUAGAAUGGCUUGACAACAUGGCAUUCAGACAGAUUGAAAAAAUACAUAAGAAUGCGUCUUUACAGUCUACAGGACAAGCACUGUAUAUUGAGUUACCAAAAUUUGACUUUACAGUCGUAUUUGGUGAGAUAGAAUAUACUCUUCCUGAUCCAACUGCGCCUCUUCUUGGGCAGCAACCUCCUCAGAUAGCAAAUACGGUCACUGCAAAUGCUGCCAACCAAGCCAAUUAUACCGAUAUCGGAGAUGAUGGGCGCAAUAUUAAUGCUCAUCCAACUGAAACAGUAGCCCUUUAUUCACUUAUUCUUGAUCCUGAUAUUGUGCGUGAUAAUCCAGUUGAAGCUAAGCACAGAAGAUUGGUCCGUAGUCAUCGAAAUGGACCCUUGGAUCGCGACCUCAAACCAAACCCAAAGAUCAGAGACGACCUCAAUAGUAUUAUGUCCUAUCCACCCACUCAAAUGUUAACGGCAGAAGAGAAGGAUUUGGUUUGGAAAUUCCGCUUCUAUCUGACAAGAGACAAGAGAGCUUUGACAAAGUUUCUCAAAUGCGUUGUGUGGACAGACUCAACUGAAGUUCGACAGGCAGUAGAUUUAUUGCCAUUGUGGGUAGACAUUGACGUAGACGAUGCUCUUGAGCUUCUUGGAAAAGAGUUUGAGAAUAGAGCUGUUCGUUCAUAUGCUGUAAACCAAUUGAGAAAAGCGGAUGACGAUGACCUGCUUUUGUAUCUUUUACAGCUUGUGCAGGCUCUCAAGUUUGAACACAUGAAUGACAAGACACCAAAUUCUUACGAAUCAUCUUUGGCCCAGUUCCUUAUUGAUCGCGCAACUCGUAACCAAACACUAGGCAACUACUUCCAUUGGUAUCUAAUGGUCGAGUGCGAGGACAAGGUUAUGGGAAAGAUGUAUGCCAAAGUAGCAUAUCAUUAUAUCAAGGCUAUUAUGGCUGUGACGAAUGGAUGUCAGCGGCGUGAUACAUUAUUACGCCAAGGAGAGCUUAUUCAAUCUCUCUCAAAAAUGUCCAAGGAUGUUAGAAGCAUGAAAGAUGUGAGAUCAAAAAAGGAAGAUAAAUUACGAGCAAUGAUUUUAGAUCCAAAAGGCCACUUUGGAUCGUUCCCGCCAUGUCCACUACCUCUGGACCCAAGUAAAGAAGUGUGUGGUAUUGUGGCAGACAAGUCUAGAAUAUUCAAUAGUAAUCUCCAGCCUCUGCGUCUAACUUUUGCAUGCACUGACACGACUACGUAUCCUGUUAUCUUUAAGACCGGUGAUGAUCUUCGUCAGGAUCAAUUAGUAAUUCAGAUUAUCACACUGAUGGACAAACUGCUGAGGAAAGAAAACCUUGAUCUGAAAUUAACGCCUUACAAAGUACUCGCAACUGGGCCUGAGCAUGGCUUGAUGCAAUUUGUUCCUUCAAAAUCACUUGCGGCAGUACUCAAUGAACACCAAAACAAUAUCCAAAGUUUCCUCCGUGAACAUCAUCCUGAUCCAGGUCCAGAUGGAAUUUAUGGAAUUGAUGCUCAAGUGAUGGAGACAUACCUUCGUAGCUGUGCUGGCUACUGUGUGAUUACUUAUUUGCUUGGCGUUGGAGAUCGACAUUUGGACAAUCUGCUAUUAUCGCCUGAAGGCCAUCUAUUUCAUGUUGAUUUUGGCUUUAUAUUGGGUCGAGAUCCUAAACCAUUCCCACCUCCGAUGAAGCUUUGCAAAGAAAUGAUUGAGGCUAUGGGUGGAGCAAGCUCUCCUCACUACAAUAAGUUUAGACAGUUUUGCUAUACUGCUUUUACAACUCUCCGGCGUAACGCGAAUUUGAUCCUCAAUUUGUUCGCAUUGAUGGUGGAUGCCAAUAUUCCUGAUAUUAAGAUUGAGCCAGACAAGGCAGUUAUAAAGGUACAAGAGAAAUUUAGACUAGACCUUUCCGAGGAGGCGGCGAUUGCAUAUUUCCAGGGUCUCAUUUCAGAGAGUGUCAAUGCGUUGUUCCCUCAAAUAAUGGAGACAGUUCACAAAUGGGCCCAGUAUUGGAGGCGAUUUUUUUUCCUAUAUGAGUUUUGCGUGGGUUUGUGUAUGCAAGAUGUGAAUGUGUGGAGAACCAAUGGACUUAAUAUAGACAUCUCAUGUGAUGCGGGGAGAGCUUACACAACUUUAGACUCAAUUUAUAUUUUACAUAGAGCAGUCAAAUCUUCACAUGAAGAAGCGCGCAAGUACAAUAUGGUUCUGGUCACUAAAGUUACCAAGAUGCUUGGCAUCAGACAUCCCAUUAUCCAAGGUGGUAUGCAAUAUGUUGGCACUGCCGAGAUGGCUUCUGCCGUAUCAAACGCUGGUGCACUUGGCAUGAUCACUGCUCUUACACAGCCUACCCCACAAGCUCUCCGUGAAGAGAUCCGACGAUGCCGCACUAUGACUAAAAAUCCUUUCGGAGUCAAUCUCACAUUUUUGCCUGCUAUUGUUCCUCCCCCUUAUGAAGAAUACACACAGACCAUCAUCGAUGAAGGCAUUAAGGUUGUCGAGACAGCCGGUAACAACCCCGGGAAAUAUAUCAAGAUGUUCAAGGACGCCGGUGUUAUUGUGAUUCAUAAGUGCACUGCCAUUCGUCACGCAAAGUCGGCUCAGCGUUUGGGUGUAGAUAUUCUUUCUAUCGACGGUUUUGAGUGUGCUGGUCACCCUGGCGAGGACGAUAUUACUGCCCUGAUUCUGUUAGCAAAGUCUGCCUCUGUUCUCAACAUUCCUUAUGUUGCCUCUGGUGGAUUUGGCGAUGGCCGUGGUCUGGCUGCUGCUUUGGCACUGGGUGCUCAGGGUGUCAACAUGGGUACGCGUUUCAUGUGUACUCAGGAGGCCCCAAUUCAUAACAACAUCAAGGAAGCCAUUGUCAAGGCAGAUGAGCGCUCUACCACUCUUGUCUUCAGACCUUUCCGCAAUACCUCUCGUAUCUUCAAGAACUCGGUCGCUGUUGAGGUAAACUCUCGUGAGAGAAAACCCGACGUCCAAUUUGAGGAUGUACGUGAACUAGUUGCAGGUGCACGUGGUCGUCAGGUCUACACAACCGGAGACCCUGAGUUUGGUGUCUGGACAGCUGGACAGGUUGUUGGUAUCAUUAAUGAUAUUCCUACAUGCGAUGUACUCGUUAGCCGUAUGGUUGCCGAUGCUGAGAAGACCAUUAACAACCUUCACAGUCUCAUUGCUCCUCAAAGCAAGCUUUAG
Messenger RNA from Phycomyces blakesleeanus NRRL 1555(-), 3693 nucleotides. RefSeq lists its product as hypothetical. The transcript has 22 exons. The coding region runs from base 1 to 3693 and encodes 1230 amino acids. Gene Ontology annotation, biological process: endocytosis; autophagy of peroxisome; phosphatidylinositol-mediated signaling. Gene Ontology annotation, cellular component: endosome; membrane; cytoplasm. The record is from RefSeq and is a predicted model, not a curated record. NCBI's taxonomy places the organism in Eukaryota, Fungi, Mucoromycota, Mucoromycetes, Mucorales, Phycomycetaceae. Gene Ontology annotation, molecular function: 1-phosphatidylinositol-3-kinase activity; nitronate monooxygenase activity.